Molecule: messenger RNA, 4253 nt
Organism: Rattus rattus (black rat)
Lineage: Eukaryota; Metazoa; Chordata; Mammalia; Rodentia; Muridae
Gene: Mis18bp1
Product: MIS18 binding protein 1
Exons: 16
Coding region: 279-3443 (1054 amino acids)
Source: RefSeq, a predicted model, not a curated record
UGUUGUCGGUGUUGAGGUAGUGAGUGCGGAAGUCGAGUGUACCUCCAGCCUGUGCCUUUGCGGUUUUACGUGUCACCCUUGCCCCGGCCUCCGUGCGUCUGAGGUGCUGCGAGCCCUAGGGCUCCAGGCCCCUGGGCUUGGAGCCGAGCGGUAGCCACGGCCUCGCGGUGCUGCCCUCACUGAGGUUCUCUGGACUCCUUCUGAAGUUCUGUCUGGAAUUUUGUGUUGAUUGAACGAACUUUCUAUAAGAAGAAUUUUGUCACCACUGUCCUAUCAAGAUGAUUUUAACACCAUUGAAACAUUCAGGAAUUCAUUUGUCUUCUGGGACAUUGCAAAGAAGAAAUAUACCUCUAGAUGCAGUCUUUAUUGACAGCAUCCCUUCAGGCACACUUACUCCUGUGAAAGACUUGGUGAAAUAUCAGAAGUCCUCUCUAAAAUUGAAGGUCCAUCAAAAUAAUCAGUUAUUAGAAACAACAACUUCUAACAAUAAAAAUAUAUUUCAAUCCACCAUGCUAUCAGGGACUACCCCUUUAAACAGCUCUCUUGAUGUCAGUGUUAUAAACCCCAACAUGGAUAGAUUAAAAAAUGAAACGAUUUAUGAAUCACCACAAAAAAUCUUUCAAAGAAUGAAAGAAAAAGUACAGCGUGACAAAGAAGAAUUGUCAAGGAUCAGUUCCAUGUUGGGAUCACCAAAAUGUGAACAUAAAGUCUUUCCUCUUAACAGAGACAAGGAAACUCGGUUGCAACAUACCUAUAUCUGUGAGGAAAAAGAAAAAUCAUUCCAAUCCAAUAACCCUUCAUUGGAAGAUCCUCCAGUUCUGAACCAAGAACAGAAAUAUGUUUUAGCUUCAUGCAUUUCAAGGAAGGCAUUAACUAGAGCCCAGUUUGGCAGACAAGUUCUUCAUUCAAAAGAGAGUCCUGUUAAAACCAUUGUGUCCAAAAAGAACACAUUUGUUUUGGAAGGCAUUGAUUCUACUUAUGAUAAGUUUGAAAGUACUGAUGUCAGCACCAUUAGUACUAUUUGUGUUCCUAUUAAGAAUCAUAGCCAGUUGACUACUUCUAAUAAUGAUAUGACAACAGAAAAUACAGCAAAAGAAGAUAUUACAGAACAAAAUGAAAAAACGACAUCUAGAAGGACUGUUCUUCAAGAUCCCAUAAGGAAUACAUCUGAAAUUAUAUGUGCAAAUGCAAGACUCAGUUCAACAAUAUCUGGCCAGCCUCAAAGAAAGCUUACAAAGCUUGAAACUAUUGUAGGUGAAGUAAAAAAAUAUCAGGUAGUCAAGCUACAGGAAUGGAUGAUUAAAGUCAUCAAUAAUAAUACUGCUAUAUGUGUAGAAGGAAAGUUGGUAGAUAUGACUGAUGUUUAUUGGCAUAGUAAUGUAAUCAUAGAGCGGAUUAAAUACAAUGAACUUAGGACAUUAUCAGGCAACACAUAUAUAUUAAAAGGAAUGCUAGACCAGGCUUCCAUGAAAGAAGCAGGAUAUCCCUGUUAUCUCAUAAGAAAAUUUAUGUUUGGAUUCCCGAAAAAGUGGAAGGAAUACAUUGAUGAUUUUCUAGAACAAUUAAGGGCCGAAGAAAAGAACAAGAAUAAGACCAGACAGAAAACUGCAAGAUUCCAAGAGAAACAAAAAUCAAUAAAAAAUGAUGCAGAAGAUAAACAAACAGAUAUCCUCCGAAAGGCCAGCGUCACUUAUGACCUUAAUGAUGAUAGCUUAGAAAUGAAGAAAAAUGAGAACAGUGGGUUGCCAGGAGCUGCAGAAAUAAACAUCAGUUAUAACAGUUGUCAAAAUAAGCGUGAGUUAAGGCUCCUACAUAACCAAAAAUUAACUGGAAAGAAAAGUUGCAGAAAUUUUCCUUCAGAAACCUUUGAAAAUUGCGAAGAGAUCAAUGAAAAGAAAAUUCAAAGUGAGAAGCAAGAGAGAACUGAAGUUUUAAAUGUACCCAUUGAUCCAUUGAAGUCACUGGAACAGCCUACCUCCAACAAAGAAAGACACCCGCCUCUUGGUCAGAAGGAAGCUUAUGUUUUAAUGACACCACUUAGAACCACAAAGUUGAUAGAGCAAAGAUGUAUGGAACACAGUCUCUCUAUUGAAGGAGUAAGGGGUUUUCUCAAAGCAAACCAUCAAGAAGAAAGUGAGUCAGACGUACAUGGAAUGUCUACCAGCAGGUCCUCAGAGACCUUUGAACACAGUGUGGAUUAUAAAGGCAAUUCCAAAGAGGACUGCAGCAAAUGUGACAUAAUCACUGUCAAACAUAGCAUUCCAAUACCUUGUCCCAAAAGUAAACAAAUGUUCACCAAUGACUUUAAGAAAAAGAACAAGUUGCCCUCGAAACUGCAGAAAACUGAAAAUCAAAUAGAUGUAUCACUGUAUAGUCAGUCCUCAUCACAUUUGUCAAGUAAAGAGAAUGAAAUAGAAGUUAAAGGUAAAACCAGAGCAAGAAAUAAAAAACAAAGGCUGGAUCAGCAGAGAAAAAACACAAACUACAUCACAAAAGACAUCCUGAUUUCAGAAUCUUCAGGUGAGAGUGGUUCUUAUAUCACACCAAAGAAACGUAGAUCUUCUGCUAAAGAAUCACAUUACAAAUCUGAUAUUACCAAGGACUUCCUAAUUGAAGUUAAGGCAUCUGAUACAACUAACGGGCAACUGUUAGACCAUCAGCCUGGUUCAACUGAUGAUGGAGAAUGGAAUGAACAAGAGUUACAGAAACUUCAUCGUGCUUUUGCAUCCCUUCCAAAGCACAAACCUGGCUUUUGGUCAGAUGUGGCUAUGGCAGUAGGUUCUCGAACUGCUGAUGAAUGCCAGAAGAAAUACACAGAAGAACCCCAAGGCAGAGGAUCUCGAAAAUAUGUCUCUAAGAAAAAGCAAGCCAACUUCAAGGUCCAAAAUGGUGAGGAAGAUGAUGCUGAUGACAAGAAAACUGUUAAGAUAACUGCCAGAGUGGGGACUCUUAAAAGGAAACGCCAAAUGAGGGAUUAUCUGGAACAGUUGCCGAAAGACAACCAUGAUGACUUUUUCACUGCAACACCCUUGCAGAAACAAAGAAUCCAGUUGCCAAGUUUUCAAUACAGUCAAGAUGAUGAUUUCCUGCUAGCUAUGGACAGGAAUCCAGUAUCUCCAGCAUCCAUUACUUCGACAUUGACAAGCACUACUCCGAAAUGUCAGCAUGUCAGUCCUAGUAUGCUAGCUUCUAUAAACAGGAAUGAUUGUGACAAAUAUAUUUACCACAUGCAAAAAAAUGCUAAAAAAUAUGGCAAGAGUAAUGGUAACCUUGUCUGGGGCAACAUUAGGAAAAAAACAGUAAGUGUGUUUAUUAUUUAUCCUACACUAUACGUAGAACAGCCAUUUCAUCCACACAGAGAGAUACCGAGCAAAAAGUAUUUCAUUGAUGAUAGAGAAUCAGAUGAAGAAGAGAAAGAUUAUUACUUUUCCAGUUCUGACUGAUAGUAAAAACGAUUUGCAGGAAUUUUCCCAUCAAGCAGAAUAUACUUAUACUUUCAUUUGAUGACUCACUAUUCUCUUUGUAGUAAGGGAAUGCAGAUUUGUCUCCCAAAGAUGUCCUAUGUUUGUAUGCAAGGUAAACGCCCUAAGCGCAUUCCUCAGAAUGCUUACAGCUAAUGAAUACGAUUAUUUUGCCUGUGUAUGCAUUUGUAAAUUGUAUGUUUGUAAUGUUAAUGUAUAUAAAGCUCAAUCUCUUGAACAUCCAAGACUGUUUAUUUUAGUAAUCAUGUCUCAAAUACAUUUUUAAAUAAAAAUUUAAAAGCCCUUAAAUGAAGUGAGGUAAGGGUCUGGAUUUAAGAGUGUGGACUGGCAGAUACUAGAAUGGAAACUUUUAGCAUCAUGCACAAGCCCGAGUUCCUUCUCUGUCUAAGUUAUGUAAUUCAAACUGUUUUACAUGUUUUUAUGUUUUACAUGCUUUUUCUUCUGAUAGUUUCUCUUAAAUUUACUAUACAUUGGUCUGUUUGUGUCUCUAUCUCUAAUUCAUUGUUCUUUAUUAUUUUAUAAAUUAAAGGAACCAGAGGACAGGUUCUGUUAUAUUCUGUAGCCCUGUUAUAUAUAGUUGAUAGAUCCACCAUUAUAAGGAAUUAUAAUGCCAGAAUAAACAGGUUUUCCCUUUUUGACAGCUUUAAAAGGUAACUUUCAUUCUGCCAUUGUUUUAAAGUUUGGCCUGUUAUUUGUCCUCUGGCUAUAGUAUGUAUUCAUCUUCACUUUGCAUCCAGUUAGACUGCUCAAAUAAAAAUGUAAACUUGUGAA